Molecule: messenger RNA, 2100 nt
Organism: Linum tenue
Lineage: Eukaryota; Viridiplantae; Streptophyta; Magnoliopsida; Malpighiales; Linaceae
Source: the annotation of a GenBank genome assembly
CCUUAGCCUCUUUCUUUUCAGCGCCAAAUCAAAUGCCUUAGCGCCAAUCCCCUUCCCCUUCUCCCUUCACUGACGCUCACCACUCCCAAACCCUAGCUCACUGAACCAGUCAAACUACCCACGAUAUCUGUCCCUCUCGCUCUUCGUACCAUUGCAGUAUCUGCGGGGACUGAGAAUCUGUACGUCGCCCGCUCGCCCUCUCUCUAUCUCUCUCUCUCCCUCGCUGCCUCUUCUGCAAUUUUGCGUCAUUUUUGCUACUCUAGCAGAGUCGAUUUCGGUUUGGGUCCUUUCAGCCUUUCAGGAUGAAGAGGGUGGCUCAGUACGAUGCUGAUAGAAUCACCAACCUUCCUGCCGAUGUGAUACAUCGCAUUCUUGUGUCCUUGCCCAUCAAAGAUGCCGCCAAAACUAGUAUCUUGACAAGCAAAUGGAGGCAUUUGUGGAGAAGCAUCCUCAACUUGUUUUUGAUAAGCGUUUUGCUCAAAUAGAUAGAGAGGCUGAAUCUGAACGAAAGUUGGUGAGGAGUAAGCUUACAAUGCUGAACAUCUACAAGGCCCUCCUUCUUCAUGAUGGGCCAAUAACCAAGUUUAAGUUUUCUAUCCCUGGAUUAGUGUCCUGUGAUGAUGAGAUGGACCUCAUCGUUCUUUACCUAUCCAAUAAAGGUGUCCAAGACUUUGCGAUCUGGUUCCACAGUCUCGACCACGAGUAUGUUUAUGAGAUGCAUUCUUCUCUGUUUUCUGCACUUCACUUGAUAUCCCUGGAACUUCAGGGUUGUGAAUUCACACCACCAUCUUGGUUUGAAGGCUUUAGUAAGCUUACCCAUCUUGGACUAGAAGAAUCUCCUUUGCCCUAUGAUUUCUUCGAGAAUUUCCUUGCCAAGUGCCCACUGCUUGAAUAUUUGAGGGUUAUCGAUUGUGACGGUCCUCCUGAUAAGCUUCAAAUUGUGUCUCCAUCUCUCAAAUCCUUCCACUUUGCGGGGCCCCUCAAGGGAAUAAGCUUCAAGGGUACUCCCCUUUUAUCAUUUGUCGCACUCUUUUUGUAUGAGACCAGCACGCAUGACAUGGUAGCUCUUUUCGUUUCUAUUCCUACAAUCCAAGUGUUAUGGACUAAUGGUGGAUUCCUGAAACACCUUUCUGCAGGUAAUAGAAAUGUCCCCACCAGGCUUCCUUCUCCUCUUCAGCAGUUAGAAGUACUCAAAAUUAUUGAGCUUGACUUUGAUAGCCUGGAGCAGGAGCAUGUUUUUGUUUGUUUGAUCAUGAGUUCUCCAAACCUGCGUAGGCUCAAAAUUGAGCUGGAUCCUAACAUGCUAGACCUAGAGAAUAAGUCCACAAAGACUGAAGUUAGCAGCAUAGGGAGGUUGUUGGAAGCAGAGGACUGCACUGGACCUUCUAAUUGCCUUCAACAUCUUAGGGAGUUCAUAAUUGAGGAUAGCUGUGGUACACAGGUUGAGCUGGACCUUGUGAGGUUCGUCCUAGGCAAUGCCCCUCUACUUCAACGCGUUUACAUCACAGCUGCAUAUAAUUUGAGCUCUAAAAAGGUUAUGAAAUUUUCGAUGGAGGCAUUGAGGUAUAAGCGUGUUUCUAAAGAAGCAGAGUUUAUAUAUCCCUGGGUUGAUAAGGAUAUAUGACUGCUGACUGGGAUGAUGAUGAUCGACACUAUGUGACUUUCCCUGUUGAAAUCAGAACCCCUGACCUUCUCUUUCACAAUUGCAGUGUUGAUUGAGGUAUGUGAGGAUGCAUCUAGCUGUAAAGUGUGAAACCUACUUUCUUGAUCAACAAGUAAUGUUAGUUCCAAUAGAAAACAUAAAGAGUUGCUACUGUAUCCAUUUUUAUCAUGUAUUUUUGAGUGGGUUGGCCAUGAACCACUGGUCGACUGCCCAACUAACUGGCUAUACUAGCUAAAAAGCAGAGAGUAUUCUGCUGAUGGGGGAAUGAUAAAAGAGUUUUAGGAAUGUGGCGUCCCUUCAAUCUCGUUCAUUUUGACCCAAACACUAUUUGAUUCAUAAGUACGGUUUUUUGUUUGUUUGAAUCUACAGGCGACAUUUCUCUGUAUUUCACUUGUAGUAAGACAAACCAGAGUACAAAGUCUGAAUGAAUGUUAGAG